Molecule: messenger RNA, 990 nt
Organism: Mangifera indica (mango)
Lineage: Eukaryota; Viridiplantae; Streptophyta; Magnoliopsida; Sapindales; Anacardiaceae
Product: WAT1-related protein At2g39510-like
Exons: 6
Coding region: 1-990 (329 amino acids)
Cellular component (GO): plasma membrane
Molecular function (GO): transmembrane transporter activity
Source: RefSeq, a predicted model, not a curated record
AUGGCGAUCAUUGUAAACCAUGCUCUGGACAAUGGUCUGAGCCCACAUGUUCUGGUCGCACUCCGUAUGGUCGUUGCUGCAAUCCUCGUUUGUCCUUUUGCUAUUGUCAUGGAAAGACCAGUGCUUAGCCAAAAUUUCUCCUACACUGGGAUGAAAUAUACUACUGCAACAUUUAAUGUUUCCAUGAGCAAUAUUCUUCCUGCCACGACAUUUAUAAUGGCUUGGAUUUUCAGGCUUGAAAUUGUGAAACUUAGGAAGCUACAUGGCCAGGCAAAGAUAGUGGGAACCCUAGUGGCCAUUGGGGGCGGAAUUAUAAUGACAUUUGUAAAGGGAAAUCUCCUGGAUUUGCCAUGGAAGAAUGGAAUAAACAUAAUUUUCAAGAAAUCAGCAACUGAUGUAGAACAUACAGAUCUAAUGAAGGGUGCCGGACUAAUCGUAGUUGGUUUGUUUUGCUGGUCUUGUUUCAUCAUUUUGCAAGCACAUAUAUUAAGAUCCUACCCUUCAGUGCUCAGUCUCGCAGCUUUGGUAUGCAUUUUAGGCUCCAUCGAAGGCAUCAUACUGGCCUUCCUAGUCGAAAGAGGAAACACAAAAAUCUGGUCAAUCUUCAACCCAGAUGCUAAACUUUUAGCCGUGAUUUAUGGUGGAAUGAUGUCCUGCUUAACCUAUCUCAUAAUGGGCUGGUUAAUGAAGAAAAGAGGACCAGUUUUUGUAACGUCUUUUAAUCCUCUGGGCAUGGUUCUCGUCACAAUUUUCAGCUCAUUUUUUCUAGCUGAGAGACUCUUCCUAGGAAGGGUUCUUGGAGCAGCUGUGAUUAUCAUUGGAUUGUGCAUGGUGUUAUGGGGUAAAAGCAAAGACCAACGUCAUUCAAAUUCACAAAACAUUCAAGAAGACGACGCCGUCGCCGCUGCUGCACAAAAUGGUCCACAAACGGCUGUAAUCAAUGGUGAUAUAGAGAGUCCAAGCCAGUCCAAUGUGAUUUUUGAUGAGUGA